CUUGUCCAGUUGCACAAUCAUCUCCGUCCAUCUUCGUUCGCCUGAAGCAUGGAUGUCAAGGGCCACCACCAGUCGCUCCACGACCAGCUCGUUGCAGCACGGCAAGAGCGCUCCUGGCAGACCUCGCCAGCCGCUGUCGUAGCACCGGCGUCAGACCACCGUGCAGACCUGCGACAGGUGCCGACUACCUCUGGGCAGCAUCUUGCUGCUCACGCUCACGCUCACGGCGGCGUCGUCGCACAGUCGCUCGUCAUCCGGAACCUCUCCUUCCAUGUGCCAAGACCGCAGCCGAAGUCGCUCAUCCCGGCCUUCCUCAAGCCAAAGAAGGCAUCCACGGCGGAUACGAGUGCUGCCACCAAUGAACCAUCUCAGGGCAGCUCGGACCAGCAGCGCUUGCUUGAAGCGCCGACGGCAAGACCAGCCGACGAAAUUACAAUCCUGAAUGACAUUUCACUGACCGUCAAGGCUGGUCAGGUUCUCGCCAUUCUCGGAAGCUCGGGUUCGGGCAAGACGAGUCUGCUGGACGUGCUGGCGUGUCGAUCGCCCAAGGACGGACGCAUCGAAGGCCAAGUGCUGCUGAACGACCGACCAAUGACUGCAGCGGCGAUGCGAGACGUCGCCGGCUAUGUUGUUCAGGACGAUCGCCUUCUCCCCAAUUUGACCGUGCACGAGACGCUGAUGUAUGUGGCGCUGUUGCGCUUGCCUCCAAGCAUGUCUCAUGAGCAAAGGAUGGCGCGUGUGACGAGCGUCAUUGCCGAGCUGGGCCUCCGCUCUGUCAGCAACACGCGCAUCGGUGGCGGGCACAUUCGCGGUGUGUCUGGAGGAGAGCGUCGUCGAGUGUCCAUUGCAGUGCAACUGCUGACGGAUCCUUAUUUGCUCAUCCUCGACGAGCCGACGACCGGCCUGGAUUCAUUCUCUGCCGCAAACAUUGUCUCGGUGUUGUCGCAACUGGCCGCAGCCAACCGCACCGUUCUCUUCACCAUCCACCAGCCUCGAUCGGACGUGUUCGACUUGUUCGAUCGCAUUCUCCUGCUUUCGAAGGGACGUACCAUGUAUUGUGGUCCCUCCAAGCACAUGGUGUCUUGGUUCAAAGCUCAAGGCCACGAGUGUCCCAAGUUUAGCAAUCCGUGUGACUUUUCACUGGACUUGGCGACGGUAGACUACAGAACGCAUGACGCCGAAAAGGAAUCAAUGCAGCGCGUCCUGUCACUGUCAAAAGCCUUCGAGGAGCGCAGCAGAGACUUCUUCGCCGCGGUCGAUCCCAACGAACUGGAAAACUGGAAGCAUGGCGCUCGUGCGGGCCAGAGCGGCGAGCUGAACAGCGUCAUGGCUAUUAACGAUGGCCCCGUCCUGGCUGUCAGUAAGCCACGACAACGGAUUUCACGAGCGCGACAAAUGUACAUUCUGUACUUGCGUGCGAGCCGCAACAUUUUGCAAGGUACCGGUCAGCUAGCGGGCGAGCUUGUGAGCACGCUUUUCAUGGCCUUCCUCCUCGGCUGCAUCUUUUACAAGUUGGGCGACGACCAGAUUUCUGUGCGCGACCGGUUUGGUCUGUUUUACAUUGCGUGCUCGCUCUUCCCGUUCAUGGUGAUUCUCGACACCAUCGCCAAGUUUGACAGCGAGCGGGCGUCGUUUUACAACGAGCGCCAGGACGGCAUGUACGACCUGCUGCCAUACUAUCUGGCCAAAGUGCUUGCCGAGCUGCCAUUCAACGUUUUCUUUUCUGUCGUGUACCUCAUCCCGAUUUACUUUAUGGCCAACCUCAAAUCGGACGCUGCCUCCUUCUUUAUCUUUGGCAGCGUGCUGUUUCUGGUCGUGUACUGCUCCCGGUCUCUCGCAAUGGUGAUGGCCGCUGCCUUCCCAGUCUUCCAAGCGGCGUGCUUUGCUGCCAACCUGGUCUUCACCUUGUUCAUCCUGUCCUCUGGCUUCCUCAUCAAUUUGGAUACCAUUUGGGCGGGCGUUUCGUGGUUUGCGCAUGUCAGUUACAUUCGUCUGGGAUUCGAGGCACUCUCCAUCACCGAGUUUUCCGGCAUGAACUUUACGUGUGCGAACGUUUCUACCUCUGUCGUGGACCCAGUGUUUCUCUCGUCUGAGGUCAAUCUGGGACAAAAUGGAUCGGCCUCUUGCCCCAUUCCGAACGGCAAGGCUGCGCUUGAGUCGUUUGCCCUCACGGAUGCCACUUUCGCCCAGUCCGUGUAUGCAUUGGUUAUUCUGGUGGUUGGCUUCCGCACUCUGGCCUAUGGGUUUCUGAGGUUUGUCCACCAAAAGCCCCGGGACAAGUAAAGGCAUUGAGUUGUUUUUCGUUGUUUUUCGUUGUCUUGGCCCCCGGGGGCUUGGUACUACGCGCUCCACUAUGGUUCGUUCAGGGAUGGGUUAUUGUUUUGUUGUUGAAUUUUAUGUGAACCUUGUACAUGUAGAUCUAGUUUUGAAGAGCCGACUUGAGCUUGGUUGGUGCUGAAUGUUUCCUGCUUGUACUGAUCUAGUCGACGAAUGGGC
Molecule: messenger RNA, 2496 nt
Organism: Capsaspora owczarzaki ATCC 30864
Lineage: Eukaryota; Filasterea; Ministeriida; Capsasporidae
Exons: 5
Coding region: 49-2283 (744 amino acids)
Biological process (GO): cholesterol homeostasis
Cellular component (GO): plasma membrane
Molecular function (GO): ATP hydrolysis activity; ABC-type transporter activity; ATP binding
Source: RefSeq, a predicted model, not a curated record